AUGGUCGGCGGCCUCACCGGCGAACGGCGCCUCCAUAGGGACCGGGCGCGGGACGCGGCGGGAACGCGGCUGCCCGGCCCGGCCGCCAACCCGCGACGCGGGCGCCGGCGAGGGGCUGAGGGGCGCGGGGCGCGGCGGAACCAGGCGCGGAGGUGCCUCAGGAAACGCUGUUCGCGGCCGCGCUGGGGAUCAGUCCACCAUGUCUGCAGGAAAGGGUUGGGGGGGAGCUCUCCUCGGGAGAAAAAACCUCAACAAGCGGAGAGGACACAAAGGCUCCCCACGCGGUGCCCUGAGCCCCUCCGGCACCCCAAGGGCGGUCCGGGGUGGUGGGAAAACGCCAAGCCCCGGGAGCGUGUCCGUGGGUCCGGGACGGCGGGGCCUCCGCAGGGCGCCUGGCCCGUGGUGACCUCGGCGGAGACCGCGGGCCGCGCGGCGGAAAGCGGAGGAACUCCCGUCCGGCCCCGGAGUCGCCCGCGCCGCGCCCGGAGCCACCCGCCGCCCCUUCGCGUCCGGGCGCUCCAGGCGCGGGGCCCCGGAGACUCCCGGUCCCUGGCCUCCCCCACUGGGUUCGGGGCAGUUGGCCGUGGACGCGCCCCGAGUCCAGUCCCUUCCGUCCAGCCGCCCGCCCCAGGAUGUCCCCCCACCGCAGCCCCGCCGUGGCCAGGAGGUGUGGGCGGCCACGCCGGAGGGACCCACGGCGGCGGCGGACGUCAGCCCUUCGUAGGCCCUGACCUGGCCCGGGUGGGCCGGGACGUUCCCUGUUGCACAGGCAUUUAUUUAUUCAGCAGCUACUACGUGCUGGCCGGCACUGCCAAGAGACCGGACGCCUGCCCCAGGCGCGACAAUGCCGGGAGCAGCGCUAGCGGGGCCUGGACGCCCAGCUUCAGGGUCCCCAGCCCCUCAGUCUGCGGGGCGCCUCCCAGGCCCCGGACUCCUGUCCAGCCGGGUCUACACCACCGUUCCCCGUCAUCUUCUUCUGGGUAACCGAGCAGCUUCUUUUAAAAUAGCAACACCGAGGAAGGCCCCGAAGCCCAGUCUUGCACCUCGUGGUGUGAAGUCGUUUAAUCCUGCCCGCUAAUGCGAAAGGACUUUCCACCGUGUGCAGGACUCGGCGCUGGGCAGGGGCUCUCGCAGGGUUUGAACCGACCUCCGCCUCCCCUGCGGGUUCACAGGCCGGCGAGGGAGUCGCGGGAAGGAGAUGCGCUACUGUGCGAGGCUGGCCUGAGCGACUUGGGCAGUAGCUGUCCAGGGCUGGGGACGGCUUUCUGCUCCCCAGGCCGUUCCGUCGGGGUAUCUGCGGCCAGUCUCGAAGGUGAAGAGGCUCAGGGUUGAAACAGACUUCACAGGAGGGGUCCUAGAAGGGGAAAGGGGUGGUAUUUGCCCUUAGAGCAGUCUGGGCGUGAAGCGGAACCUUUAAACCACCAGAAACUCUGGAGAGCUUGGAG
Messenger RNA from Piliocolobus tephrosceles (Ugandan red Colobus), 1445 nucleotides. RefSeq lists its product as uncharacterized. The transcript is spliced from 2 exons. Bases 1 to 984 code for a protein of 327 amino acids. Lineage: Eukaryota; Metazoa; Chordata; Mammalia; Primates; Cercopithecidae. The record is from RefSeq and is a predicted model, not a curated record.